Plodia interpunctella (Indianmeal moth) is the source of this 1318-nucleotide messenger RNA. Its product is annotated as zinc finger protein Xfin-like. Gene Ontology annotation, molecular function: RNA polymerase II cis-regulatory region sequence-specific DNA binding; DNA-binding transcription factor activity, RNA polymerase II-specific. The record is from RefSeq and is a predicted model, not a curated record. Gene Ontology annotation, biological process: regulation of transcription by RNA polymerase II. The transcript is spliced from 5 exons. Gene Ontology annotation, cellular component: nucleus. Bases 74 to 1279 code for a protein of 401 amino acids. Lineage: Eukaryota; Metazoa; Arthropoda; Insecta; Lepidoptera; Pyralidae.
CCAGUAAAAUAAGUUGUAAAUUAUUUUAAUGUAAUAUUUCGCCUUCAAGAUAAUAUUUAAUGCUAUAAAAAACAUGCCUAGGUGUUUCUUGAACUCUGUGCGACCGUUUAGAGAUAGUUUCAUACAUGAAUCGGAUAAAAAUAGCUCUGAAAUUGACCCGAAACCGAUCCGCAUUCUGAAAACCAAUUUAAAACGCCAAAAGUACUUACUGAAGACAAACGAGACUAUAUUCAACGACAAAGUCCCAAUUUCCACACGUUUCUACUUGCAACUGUUAAAGAAGAGUCAAUUUUUGGAACAUUUCACCAAAACAGAGAUCUACGAAUACGCUUCCGAAAGCGAGAAAGCUGUGAAUUCACCGGAAAUAAAGAAUAAAACAACACAAAAGAAGGAAACAGAGAAGAAAUCGUACAACUUAAGGUCGACGGAAUUAAAAACGGAACGCAAGACGUUCGGUGAGAAAACACGCGCUCAGAAGAAACGGAACGCAGAAAACACAAUAGAAAUUUCCGAACUGACAGAAGUGCGGAAACGGAAGCCUAAGAGAGAGCCUUUGGCGCCGAUAAUUGAGGAAAUAAAGAAACUCCCAUUAAAAGUGGGAAACAAAGGUGGUUCGGAAAUAGACAAGAUUGCGGAGAAAUUAAAAACUUUGGUCACGACAAAUGCGUGUGAGAAACUCGAUAAGGAACUGCUGACUUGCAAGGAGUCAUUUGAGAAGGUGAAUUUGGAUGAUGAUGUAGUGGAAGAGGUGAUUCAGGAUGCAGAGCGUAUCUUCCCCCUCAAACUGCCCUGGACGGAGCCUCCGGCCACGCUGCGCGCGAGCCACACAUGCGGCUACUGCGGCAAGGGCUUCGACAGGCCCUGGGUCCUGAAGGGACACCUCAGGUUACACACCGGCGAGCGCCCCUUCCCCUGCCCUCACCCGCACUGCGGCAGGACCUUUGCUGAUCGAUCCAACCUUCGAGCUCACCAGCGCACUCGAGGUCACCACACCUGGCAAUGGUGCUGUGUGGAGUGCGGCAAAGCGUUCAGCCAGCGACGGUACCUGGAGAGACAUAGGGACGAAGCAUGCCGCAAGUACAAAAUGCACGCCCGCAACAAGUGUACUCAAGCCCACUCGACCUCAAAGGCCGCUGUCCCAGAAGUGGACUUGACGCUUCCAGUCCCACUAUACGGCCUGAUACGACAUAGCGAGAAGCCUGCGGAAGAAUUCUCUACGGAAGUACAGGAACUGCCCAUAGACUUGUCUAUGAGUAAGAGGAGUGUUGAAUUAGAAUAAGUUAAAAUUUUGAUUUAAAAUAUAUAGGUUUGAUUUUUA